Messenger RNA from Drosophila suzukii, 2415 nucleotides. RefSeq lists its product as uncharacterized. Lineage: Eukaryota; Metazoa; Arthropoda; Insecta; Diptera; Drosophilidae. The record is from RefSeq and is a predicted model, not a curated record. Gene Ontology annotation, cellular component: nucleus.
CUUCCUGCCGUUUCCCAACACUGGAGGCCCGGCGAUUUUUGGUUGCUUGUUAGCGGCAGAAGCCAAUCGAUUCAUUUAUACUAUUAUUAAUAACAAUAUUGUUAUUUGUUCGAUAAAAUGUCUGGGAAUCCGGACAACAGUCUGGCGGAUCUGCUCAUGGACUGCAGCCUGGGGGACGAGAAUAAGGACCCGGCAGGCAGUGACCCAUCUGUCAGCCCGGUCAGUACAACCCGAUCCCAACUAGUUCAUUUGAAGUCGCCGUGCAAGGUGCCCCAAACUGAAAUCCAGACGGACCCCAACGACAGUUUUUCAUUUGUGGACGCCGACAUCACCAGCGGCAGCAGCGUUUAUUUGGUGUCAUCUGGAGUGUCCAAUGAGUCGUUGGUCAGCUGCCUCCACUCGUCCCAGCAUCACAGCACCUCCGAGGAGCCCAUAACCAUUGAGGAGACCACAGACUGCGAGUUUGGGCACUGUUCACUGGAUUCGGACACCAGCCGUCCUGGUGCCGGCGACAUGGACACGCCGAAGUUCACAUUGAAGCGACACUCCCCGGAUCCCGCGGAACAUGAUCUUGAGAUCAAGAAAUGUCCUAGUGCUAGUGUCUCCACUGACGUCGCCACAAUGAGGAAGAGAAAGUCUUCGGAUCAUAAUGACAAUGAUCCGGCAUGUAAGAAACUUCAUUGCAAUCUGGAGGAGAUGGCCACCCCCUCGAAUCGCUCGGUGGUGACGCGCAGCGGUCGUGCAGUUGUGCUGCGCAUGAACAACGAGUUCGACUACUCAUCCUCGCAGUCGAAGGACGAUGGCGAGGAGGACUCCGAUGAUCAGUCGCUGGAGACCGACGACGAGGAAUACCAGCAGGCUCUCGAAUUCGUCCAGCCCAAGUGGCAUGCGUGCAAGCGGCGCAGCCUGGGGAAUAGCAGCAGCAGUGUCUGCAGCACCGAUGAAAGCCACUCCUCGCCGGAGGCAGUGCCGCCGAUUGUCUAUCUCGAAUUGGGCGAGCAAGUCGCCAUUGUCAGGGACGAGCCAAAGGCCAAUAUCGUCCUCGAGGAUGAUGGGGAACUCAAGACGCAGGUGCAUAAGUUUUUGGGUUUGAUGGCGUCACGUCGCAGGCUGUACAAUCCAGCGACUAACCUUGAUCCGGAGUUACCGGAACAGAAUGAGAAUGACAUAUCGGUCAGUCGUUUGUUGGAUUUAUCCCGUUCCUCGGCCACAGGCCUUAUUACUCCGUCACCCAAGCGCCUUACUCAGUCUCCCAGAACACCGACCCCCACCUGGUCAAGCCUGAACUUAUCGCAUCGACGUCGCCCAACCCUGGAGGAGCGCCAGACGAAGGUGUUCGAUGACAUGGUGUUGCAGGCCAAUGCCAAUUCGUACGAGGAGCAAACGCCGGAUUUCCUCAAGGAGCCCAUCGACCUGAGCGAUCUUCCGAGCCGGAAACAAGUUGCCCUCAUCUGCCGCCGACACAAGAGCAGUAUUGCCUGCCUGGAGCAGCAUCCGCUCUUCUACAGAUUCGUCGAGUCGCUCAACCCGAGGACCUCGAUCAACAUGUGUCAUCCGCUCGCGAUGACCUAUAGGGAGAAAAAUUUCAAUGACUGCAAAGUUGCACUGGCCAAAGUCUUGUUUAAUAUGUUCAAUCACGCCAUCUUCCACUGCGGUUUGAUAGCGCCAAUCGUUUGGAAGCGCGGCAUGACCACGUACUGCAAAAGCGAACUGGAAAUCGCCGCCUCCGGAAGGCGCACUGCUCGCAUUCUGCUGUGGGAGAACAUCACUCAGCCGGGCAUGCUCAUCAAGCCGCUGCUCCAUGAGAUGUGUCAUGCGGCGGCCUUCGUUUUCAACAGGGAGACGGGACACGGCGACAAUUGCCGCAGAUGGGUCUACCAGGCAAAGAGCGCGAUGCCGGAGCUUCCGGUGAUCGAGGACUGCCAGGCCACCUUCAAGUAUACCUGCACCAUGUGCUCCCGCUGCUCGUACGGCAGGAUCGAAUUCGAGAGGGAUCGGCUGCGCUGCCACCACUGCCAAUUCGAGGUGGGCGUGAAGCUAUGUCGCAAGGACGACAUCUGUCACGGCACCCGGCCGGAUUUCACGAUAACCCCCUUCAAGUCCUUCGUCCGCGAAAACUACAUGAAGCUGGGCGAGGAGGGCGGCAGCACGCACAGCUCGAAGAUGAGACUGCUUAACGAAGAGUACAACAAGAUGAACGCUCCGACGGGCUAGAGCGCAACACCUUUGUUACGUUUUAAUUAGUUUAUAUACUUUAUGUUAACUACCAAUUCACAAACUAUUUUAUGGCGAAUGAAUUCCAACUUGGGACCCUCACAAGAAUGCAGGCGGCUAAAGAGAAACACUGUGACAUACUUAUUAUAUUUUAAUAGAAACUAAAGAUUUUUUUUAAACAAAAUAAACAGAGCUUUAACU